AAUACCAAAAAGAAGCAAUUACUAAUUACCUUACCUGUCACGUUUAAUAAGGGGGACGAGGAAAAACUGUAAGAACAAGACUGAGAAAAUGGCAGAUGAUUUAGAUGUUGAGGCAAUGCUGGAGGCUCCGUAUAGGAAAGAGGAUGACGGAAGAGGAGAUGCAGAUAGAGAUAGACAAAAGAGGAAAAAGAGAAGUCGAGAUAGAAGUCGUGACAGAGAUAGAGACAGAGACCGAGAUCGUGAUCGUGAAAGACGCAGGAGUAGAAGUAGAGAUCGCCACAGAGACAGGGAAAGAGAUCGGGACAGACAUCGUGAUCAUGACCGACAUCGAGGACGUGACCGUGACAGAGACCGAAGGGACAGAAAACGCAGUAGGAGUCGCGAAAAAAGAAGGAGGAGUCGCAGUAAAUCCAAGGAAAGGAAAAGAACACCAGAACGAGAAAGAAAGCCACGCAGCAAUAGCACAAGUCCAAUGAGAUAUAUCAGGCAACCAGGUCCUGAGUUGACCCCAGAGGAGAGGGACGCUAGGACUGUGUUCUGUAUGCAAUUGUCAGCUAGAAUUCGACCCAGGGACCUUGAGGAAUUCUUUUCUUCUGUUGGAAAGGUGAGAGAUGUUCGUUUAAUCAUGGACAAUAAAACCAGGAGAUCUAAAGGCAUUGCCUAUGUGGAAUUCCAAGACACUGAUCCUGUGCCAUUAGCUAUAGGACUAACAAACCAGAAAUUACUAGGUGUACCUAUUAUAGUUCAGCCCUCUCAGGCAGAGAAAAACAGAGUGGGAAACCCCAGCAGCAUCUUGACGAAAGGAAGCAUUGGACCAAUGAGGCUGUAUGUGGGCUCCCUUCACUUCAACAUCACAGAGGAAAUGCUCAGAGGAAUAUUUGAACCAUUUGGAAAGAUUGAUGACAUUAAAUUAAUAAGAGACCAUGAAACCAACAGAUCCCAAGGUUAUGGUUUUAUAUCGUUCCAUGAUUCAGAGGAUGCCAAGAAAGCUUUGGAACAGUUAAAUGGAUUCGAAUUGGCUGGUCGACCAAUGAAGGUUGGUCAUGUGACUGAGCGACAGGGAGAAAUCCAGGGGGCCUCAAUGUUGGACAGUGAUGAAAUGGAUCGAGCAGGAAUAGAUUUGGGGGCUACAGGUCGCCUGCAGCUAAUGGCCAAACUGGCAGAGGGCACAGGAUUCCAGAUUCCUGAAUAUGCUGCUUCAGCCCUGAAUAUUAGCCAGCAGACACCAGGCGUGGCCACAGUGCCCCCUGCAGGAGCACCCCCUAAUGUAUCAGCCAUAUUGGGAAGUCAAGGCACAGGACAAGAUAGUACAGCACCUCCGAUAGCCACACAGUGUUUUAUGCUCUCAAAUAUGUUUGAUCCUAAUGUGGAAUCGAGGUCUAACUGGGACCAGGAGAUCAGAGAUGAUGUUAUAGAGGAAUGCAAUAAGCAUGGGGGAGUCUUACAUCUAUAUGUAGACAAGGCCUCACCCCAAGGAAAUGUGUAUGUUAAGUGUCCCACUAUAUCUGCAGCUGUGGCUUCUGUACGGGCCCUCCAUGGAAGGUAUUUUGGAGGCAAGAUGAUAACAGCAGCCUAUGUUCCUCUUCCUAAUUACCACUCCCUGUUUCCGGAUGCAGUAAGGGCCAACCAAUUACUUCUCCCCUCCGCACAGGCUCUACAGGCAGGCUUCCCGACAUCCAUGUUCCCUAACAUGCAGUCAGUGAUGAGAUAACCCUUCAGAGCCAGUCAGUCCAUAGUUUUUGUCAUCAGCAUGUGAUUAGUUAUACUAAGAGGAGUGAAAAAUAUUCUUCACAGAAAAACUUGGUCAUUUAACUGCUAAUCAUAACUGUUCAUCAUUGAGUGCAAGAAUCAGAACUGUCCUGUUGAACAAGCAUCUUCUGUAAAUUUGGAAAGAUGAAAAUUAAAGUGACCAUUUUAAUUGAAACUAUUGAUGAUUUGUAAAAUUCACAAGUACAUGUAUGUGAGAAAAAAAAAUGUUUUAUCCUGUUAAGAUAUAGUUUUACAUUCAUUCAUUGUAAACCAAAUUAAUUUUGGGUUUCAUCCAUCAUAAGUCAUCACCAUUGACUGUAAAUUCAUUUGACAAAUAGGGAAAUUUUCCUUCUGUCCAUUUAAAAUGACAAUAAAGAAGAAUCUUAA
This is a messenger RNA of Saccostrea echinata, 2136 nucleotides long. RefSeq names its product RNA-binding protein 39-like. The transcript has 12 exons. Gene Ontology annotation, cellular component: nucleus. Gene Ontology annotation, biological process: mRNA processing. The record is from RefSeq and is a predicted model, not a curated record. The coding region runs from base 89 to 1711 and encodes 540 amino acids. Gene Ontology annotation, molecular function: RNA binding. NCBI's taxonomy places the organism in Eukaryota, Metazoa, Mollusca, Bivalvia, Ostreida, Ostreidae.